Molecule: messenger RNA, 1633 nt
Organism: Periophthalmus magnuspinnatus
Lineage: Eukaryota; Metazoa; Chordata; Actinopteri; Gobiiformes; Gobiidae
Product: Y-box-binding protein 2-A-like
Exons: 10
Coding region: 148-1080 (310 amino acids)
Biological process (GO): regulation of gene expression
Cellular component (GO): nucleus
Molecular function (GO): nucleic acid binding
Source: RefSeq, a predicted model, not a curated record
CCUCUGGACUCGGAGCCAAUUAGGGCGGGGCUGUCCCAGGCGCUCGCAGGGGAUGCCGGGAUAAAACCUAAGGCUGCUGCCCUGAACACUUCUGGGAAGAGUCAAAGGGAGGGAAAACGAGAGUUAAAGUGUAGUUAGACUGAGAGUAUGACCGACGCCGAGGCGCAGAGCGCGGCUCCCGCGGCUCCCGCGGCUCCGGGGGAGGACGUGUCUCCUCCAGAGAGGAGAGUCCUGGCCACACUGGUCCAAGGCACCGUCAAAUGGUUCAAUGUGCGAAAUGGCUAUGGAUUUAUAAACAGGAAUGACACCAAAGAGGACGUGUUUGUGCAUCAGACCGCCAUCAAGAAGAACAACCCCAGGAAGUUCCUCCGCAGUGUGGGAGACGGGGAGGUGGUGGAGUUUGACGUUAUCGAAGCGGCAAAGGGCUCUGAGGCGGCCAACGUGACGGGUCCUGGCGGCGUCCCCGUCAAAGGCAGUCGCUAUGCACCAAACAAAAGGCGCUUCCGGCGGCGGUUCUUCCCCCGUAGCCCUCGUCCUGGGGAUCAGCCCAAAUCCGCCGAAGGGACCGAGGGCGAGGGCACGGCGGACGAGGCCACACGACCUCCUCCUCGCCGCAGAAGACCUCGCAGACCAAGGCCACAGGAUGGCGAAGCUGUGGAGCAGAACGGAGUAGCAGACGGUGACGAGCAAACGGACCGACCCAGACGAAGGUUCUGGCGCCCGUAUCGAAGGCCGUUCAGACCACGCCAGCCUGCGGACGCCUCCUCCACAGAGCAGCCUGCGCCUCAGGAGGGGAAGGACUCUGAGCAGGACCCCAAAGAGCAGCCGGAGAACAAACAGGUCGAGGUGCCACAGACCAACGGCGACACCGCAGACGGCUCGGGACAGAAGCCACGCCGCCAGAACAGACGCCGCAGACAGAGGAACUCAGAAUCCUCCACCUCCAAAAACGAUACAGAAAAAUCUGCCUCUGAACCUGAAACGCCGCCGCAGACCUCGAAACCGUCAGACCUAAAGGCUGCGUCCCCAAAGAUCUCUCCCAAAACCACAAAGUCGCCAACGACGACAUCCACAGAGUGACACCUGUGGAGCCGCCAGCCCGGGCGUCAGGACAGUCUGAGGUCCUCGGGUUGGAGACUGAACAAUUUCUGCAAACCUGCCACUCCUCUCCCCUCCCUGCUCUCCCCCAUCCUCCAUUUCCUCCACUUCCUCGCCUCUUGACCAUCCUUCUCCCCUCUCCGCGUCCCGUCCCGACAUUAGCCUAGCGUCUGACGGCUCCAGGUGGAAGGGGAGCAGGUGGCAGCGUUGGGGCGUAAUUUAGGGCAAAACUAAUUAAAGAAAAAUGGGAUAAGAACCAUCCUGCUUGGUGGUCCAGUUGCUGAAACCACUUUGAAACUUUUUCUUUUGACAAGGCAAAACAUUGUUGGAGAACUCGGCCUUGAUUUUCAUUUAGUUGAAGUGGGGACGAGCCGAGCAGGUGUGAGGACGGUGUGUGUGGAGCCGCCUCCGAGAACGUCCCAUUCCUCCAGUUUGAGGAUUAAACGUUUGUUAAGUUUGUCUUUUGUGCUUUUUCUUUGGAGUGGAUUGUGUGCAAUGCUUCUAGUUAUAAUAAAUCAUGUUUGGCACACUUGCA